Molecule: messenger RNA, 4923 nt
Organism: Cinclus cinclus
Lineage: Eukaryota; Metazoa; Chordata; Aves; Passeriformes; Cinclidae
Gene: TAF5L
Product: TATA-box binding protein associated factor 5 like
Exons: 4
Coding region: 1947-3713 (588 amino acids)
Biological process (GO): regulation of DNA-templated transcription
Cellular component (GO): histone acetyltransferase complex; nuclear protein-containing complex
Molecular function (GO): protein binding; transcription coactivator activity
Source: RefSeq, a predicted model, not a curated record
UAAAGGCAAAGUGAAGGAAGAAACGAAGAGCUGAAAUUAGAGUAUGGGUAACAGUGGGUCUGAUUCCAGUGGGUGUUUCUUGGUGAAGAUUCCUUUCAUUAAGGUAGUUCCUGUUGUGUUACCUGGGAGUAAGGAAAAAAAUUUCCUUGAGAUACUGCAGGGGGGAGUACAUAGGGGAGCAAGAAACUGUACAAGUCGCAUAAAUGCCGGAGUGUUGACCUGUGCAAAUCACUUGUGCGUGAGUAUAUGCUGCUGGCUGAAAUGCAGAGUGGUAACAAUAUAUUGUGAAGUUUAGUUAAAGGUGUUUUGUAGGAAGGUGCUCAGUUGCUGGUCCAUCCUUGUGUCCACUCUUGUUUGUGGUCUUGAUAAGAGUUUUCUUUCCUACAGUCUUGUGCAGCAGAGGUGUUACACUUGAGACAGUGUCUCAGUUUUAACUUACUUAAUUGCAGGGAAGAUGAAAAGGAAGGUUGCUUUUGGAGUGAAAGAAGGUGUUGAAAACUUUUUGAUCUGAUGGGUCUAUCUGGAAAUGUUUUGAAAACUCCCACCUAUUGAUGCCUCUUCACCACUCUCAACAGUUACUUAACCUGUGGGAGCAAAUGAGAAUCUUUUUAAGGUUUUCACCCAAGCAUGUGGGUUUGCAAUUCCAUGUAUCUAUUGAAAGUGAACUAUUGCUGAAGCCUUGCAUCCUCAUCCACUUGUCCAUAACUUCACAGAAGGGCUAUUGUUCUAACAAGUGGAAUAAGCAAUAAAGUGUGCAUGGGUAUUAGAAAAAACUCACUUGCAAUAAUAUAUUUAAAGCUGUCCUUUUGGUAGAAAUGAUGGUUUUUACAAAGGGAGGAAGGGCAUCCUUUUCUCUCUCGGAGGAGUUGUGUUUCAUCAGAGGCAGCUGCUCAAACCAGGAAGCACUAGCACUCAGGAAGCAUUCGUGUCAUUAGUAGUGGGGCUGUAAGGUGCUGAACUAUCUCCAGGCAGGCUUUACCUGCUGUUGUGAUAGGAAAAAACCUGCUGUGGCAUAGUUCUGCUUUAUUUAAAGUCUUUUAGGUUAUCUAAACUUUUGUGUGAAGUCGAUGGCUGUUGUGAAGGAUUGAUGCAGUCAGCGACAAACCAAAUGGCAAGGGAGCUUUUGCAUUUGUCUUAUUGAGAGUCCUUUAUUACAAGCCAGAGCUAAAAGAUAGCAUUGGGCUCAUUUUGAUUUUGAGGUACUUCCAAGUGGUGUUUGUGAGGAUGGCUUUUUAAAUGUAUAUUUAAAAAAAAAACCACCUUCAAAGGAUUGUUUUUGUUUCAGACUUUUGUAAGAGGGAAGCCUGGAUAGGUCAAGGCAGGUGGCAAAGACAGAAGGCUCUGCUUUUAAUUUCCCUCUUUUUUUUUCCUGGGGACCUAUCUGAGUGAAGUGCCAGAAGUCUGGCUCUAACCUUCAAGUUCAGCCAAUAAGCUGUUGCUUCUUGGACUCCCCAAAUAGAUUUGCUAUAUAAAGCAUUAUCUUCCCAAAAUGUCCAUCUUUGUAUGUUAAUUUCUCAUUCCACUGAAUCUUCUGGAGUUUCUUUUUGUUGGUUGUUCAGGCAGAGGAACCAGAAUAUGACUGAUUAUUCGAACUGCUGUUGUCAAAAACUCAGGGAGGAGAGACAUUUCCUUUUUAUGAGUUGUUUUUAACAAAAAUGCUUCAGUUCACCACUGCAGUUCCAGUCCAGAAUCCUCAAAACUCUCUUUUUGAUUCCUUUGUGAAAUUAGUAUAAUUAGGCAGCAUAAUAUCUUUAGGGGUCUGCAAAAUGUCUAGUUAGGCCAUGGUACUGAGAGGCAAAUCCCUGAAGGUUCUCUUUCAUACUUCAGCAAUACAGAAAAUAGGGAGAUGUUUGUUUUCUAUCAAUAUUAAUGCAGGUACAGUCUAAGUUGAUCUCAGCUUACCCUGGAGGAGUCUCAUCACCUCUUUUUUUUUUUCUUUUGAGGUCAUGAAACGCGUACGCACAGAACAGAUUCAGAUGGCAGUGUCCUGCUACCUCAAGCGCCGUCAGUAUGUGGACUCAGAAGGUCCCUUAAAACAAGGGCUGAGGCUGUGUCAGACUGCUGAAGAGAUGGCAGCUAAUCUCACAGUCCAAUCUGAGUCUGGUUGUGCCAACGUCGUGUCUGCAGCUCCCUGCCUGGCGGAGCCACAGCAAUAUGAAGUACAGUUUGGACGAUUACGCAAUUUUCUGACAGAUUCAGAUUCUCAGCACAGCCAUGAAGUGAUGCCUCUUCUAUAUCCCCUCUUCGUCUACCUCCAUCUGAACAUGGUCCAGAAUGGCCUAAAAAGCACAGUGGACAGUUUUUACAGCCGCUUCCAUGGCAUGUUCUUGCAGAAUGCCAGCCAGAAGGAUAUCAUUGAACAGUUGCAGACUACCAUGACUAUUCAAGAUAUCCUGUCCAACUUGAAGCUCCGGGCUUUUCUGGACAACAAGUAUGUCAUCCGCCUUCAAGAGGACAGCUACAACUACCUUCUUCGCUACCUCCAAAGUGACAACAACAACGCCCUGUGCAAAGUCCUGACCUUGCACAUUCACCUGGAUGUGCAGCCUGCCAAGAGGACUGACUACCAGCUCUAUGCCGGUGGGAGCUCCUCACGCAGCGAGAGCAAUGGCCUGGAACCCAGUGAUGUGCCAGCUUCUAUUCUGCAGAAUGAGGCAGCGCUGGAUUUACUGCAGGACAGCAUUAAACGUGUCAAGGACGGGCCCCCUUCCUUAACCACCAUCUGUUUCUAUGCCUUCUAUAACACGGAGCAGUUGCUGAACACUGCAGAGAUUUCACCAAACAGCAAGCUGCUCGCUGCUGGGUUCGAUAAUUCAUGUGUGAAGCUGUGGAGCCUGCGCUCCAGGAAGUUGAAAUCUGAGCCCCACCUUGUUGAUGUGUCCCGCAUCCGUUUGGCUUGUGACAUCCUGGAUGAGGAGGAAGAGGAUGACAAUGCAGGCACAGAAAUGAAGAUCCUGAGAGGACACUGUGGACCUGUGUAUAGCACGAGGUUCCUUUCAGACAGUUCAGGACUCUUGUCUUGUUCUGAGGACAUGUCCAUCAGAUACUGGGACCUCGGAAGUUUUACAAACACUGUGUUGUACCAAGGACAUGCCUAUCCUGUCUGGGAUUUGGAUAUUAGCCCCUGCAGCCUAUACUUCGCCAGCGGCUCCCACGAUCGCACUGCAAGGCUCUGGUCAUUUGAUCGGACGUACCCACUGCGAAUAUACGCGGGCCACUUGGCGGACGUGGAUUGCAUUAAGUUCCACCCCAAUUCCAACUACUUAGCGACGGGCUCCACGGACAAAACCGUGCGCCUGUGGAGCACUCAGCAGGGCAACUCGGUGCGGCUUUUCACCGGGCACCGGGGCCCUGUGCUGGCGCUCGCGUUUUCCCCCAACGGUAAGUACCUGGCAUCGGCAGGUGAAGACCAGCGGCUGAAGCUGUGGGACUUGGCAUCAGGAACUCUUUACAAAGAACUGAGGGGGCACACAGACAACAUAACCAGCCUUACUUUUAGCCCUGACAGUAGUUUGAUUGCUUCAGCGUCGAUGGACAAUUCAGUUCGGGUGUGGGACAUUCGGAACACUUACUGCAACGCCCCUGCGGAUGGGUCUUCCAGUGAACUGGUUGGUGUAUAUACCGGACAGAUGAAUAAUGUACUGAGCGUACAGUUUAUGGCCUGUAAUCUUCUUCUAGUUACUGGAAUUGCACAAGAAAAUCAGGAACAUUAAUUUUGCUUUUUGUCUUAGGAAGUGGGUGGGUGUCUUGAAUGCCAGAGUCUAUUGCAGGCUGAGAUUACUGACUGCGAAACACUUCUCUUCCUCUGCCCCCUUGAAAGGCAUGUUCAGAGUGAUGCAAAUGCUUUAAGAUGACACAAAAAUGCUUGUGCUGUUGAACAGAAUAAGGGAAAAAAAAGGAGGAUUGAUGAAAAUACAUAUGCAUUCUAAUUUUGUACUUGUAGGAAUGGGAAAAAGGGGAAUAAAUCCAGUAGCUUGGGGAAACUGAAAGCCUGGCCCAGACAAGUGAAACUGCCAACCAGAUAAGCUGGUGACCUGCACUUAAAUAUCCUUCAUUGAUUGAUGGGCACAUCUUACCUACUGUUAAUUCGGCUUGAGUAUGUGGAGAACUACUGGCCCGGUGGUUUUUGUUUUGUUUUGCUUUUGCUUUCCUGGUAUUGCAGAGGACCAGCAUUUUUAAGACUCUUCUAUUAAAAGAACAUUAUGCAUUUUCUACAGUGAUAGUGGUCCUAAAUAUUUCAGCUCCCAAUAGAACUUCUGGGAUAUUUUGGACUAAACAAGUAGAAAAUACCCUUGUUCUCUUUUUAGUAAGGGCAAGGAAAUCUGACCUCAGUUGGGGCCCAUCUCUGCAUUGUUGUUUGGAUUUGGUUCCUGGUACUAGCUGUGAUUAUGUGUAUUUAUGUUCCAUUAAUUAGGAAAUUUUGUGACUCGGGUUGCACUGUGUUUUGAGGAUGAGAGGACAGUGGAAACAGAGUGGUGGCUUUAAGGAUAAUGAGCAACUUGCCUUGUCUGUAGGGAGAAUGGAAAUGGCCAAGUUUGGACUCCUAAUGUGAACAGAGCAUGGCAACCCACCACUGCACCUCACAGAAAGAUUUCCAUAAAUGGAAGUUGGAAGUCUAAGGAGAGGGGGAUGAGGAGAAACACACAAAGUGACAUGGGAAAAAAUAGUAUUACUAAAUUAUUGUGUGUACACAGAGGCAGCUCUGCCAGUGUUGGAUUUUUCUCAAAUGUUGCAAUACCAGUUUCAUGAACACUUUGUGAGAUAAAUCAUCAGCAUUUACAAGGAUCUGCAGAAAAAGCACGUUCUAGUUUGUCAUUCUGAGAGAUUAAAUAUUUCUGCUUUCUGGAAAGAGUUAUUUUGUAUUUUGUUUUCUAUUAAAAGCAUUUAGUUUAAAAAUAAAAAUAAAAAUUGUUUGGUCCCUUU